UAAAAAUGGCGGGAGUAGGAUAUAAAAAAAGCGUCCUCAACACUUUACCCAUUUUGAAUAAAUUGAGAACUUCAAAGCUACUCUACUAAAAAUUAGGGCUAAAUUCUCAAACGCUGUUACGCAAAUUAUAUCCCAAUUUCUGGAAAAAUAUGCUAAGAGGAAGAGAAAGUUUAAGAAGAAUCAUCGGAAAACGAAGAAGAUUUCUUCCCAACCUCUCUCGUAUCAUCUCCGCCUCAUCUUCUCCAACAUUGUCGACUUCUCUCGAAGAUGGAAAUCACAAAUUAUCAAUCGAGGAUUCUGCAAUUCCAAUGGCGGAAUCCAAGUUAGUCGACGACAAUUCGGAAGUUGUUAUUUCUGAGAAUAAUUUCGUUAUUUGUCCUGUUUGUAGUAAUCAGAUUCGCGGUGAUGAUCACUCAGUUAAUUCACAUAUUGAUUUGUGUCUUGUCAGAGGGACCAAGCGCAAGCUGAGUCAACGAACUCUUCUUCAGUUCAGCUUUUGUUCGAAACCUAAACUUAAUAAGUGCGCAACUGAGGGAGUUCAUGCAGACACUACUGUAAUUCACGAUAGUGAACCUAUGCAGAAUAAUUGUCUACAGCUGUCCAACAUUAGCACUAAUGAUGUAACUUCUGCUAAAAGUCAAUGUGAAAUGACUAGACCUCCUGAUGGAGCCUCAUUGAAAUCAUCGUUAGGUUUAGAUACAACCACACAACCUGAAGACAAUCUUAUGGAGAAGAAUCGUAUUGAUGAUAAUGUAAAUGAGUUGGUUGAUGCUUCCUCAGGGCCCUUUGGAUGUGAGGCCCCAAACUAUGAUGUGGAAGGAAUUCUCAGAGAGUUAUCUUCGAUGGCUCUUGAGACUUACAUUGUGGGUCGUAGGUAUGUUAAUGCAGCAGAAGUUGUUUCUGGAGCUAGCAUCAGUUUUCUCAGAGACCCUACCAACAUUAAAGAUCCCAAUGCCGUCAAGGCUGUUUCUCCAGAUUCUGGCAAUGGAAGAGUCCUCGGCUUUCUUCCUCGACAAUUGGCUCAGCAUCUGUCCCCUUUGAUUGACAAAUAUAAGCUAAUUUUUGAGGGAGUCAUCAUUUCAGUCCCGGAAAAUCCCGUGGAUAUUGUACCCAUCAAGAUGAUGUGCCUUAAAUCACCAUCCUGUAAUGAAGUGGCGAAGGAUGACAUUCCUAUGUUGAAGUCUCUAUGCUUGAAUAUCUUACAUUUGAUUAAGUCUGGUAAGAAUUGUCCACCAACCCCCAUAAAGUACCAGCAGAAUUUCCGAGUUGUAAUUGAAGAGGCUUUAACGAGCAACACUGAUCUUUUCACGGAUGCUGAGAAGUUUUUCUUAGAAUCAUUCAACUCAAUGUCAGAUGACAGCCAAAGGCUCUUUGUUCGACUCUACACAAGAAAAGGACCAUGGUUUCGCAUAUCUAGUUUUUCAUAUCCUGAAAUACUGGAUUACAAACAAGCAGUUAGUGAGCUCUCGGAAGCGUCUUAUAUCUGUUCUUUUGGCUAUAAGAGUGAGGUAAAUGACAACGAUCUGGAAGAAAUUCUUAACAUGCUUACAGUGAGUGAGCUGUGCGAGAUCUUGCAAACACUUAAGGAUUCCAAACGUGGCUUGAGGAAGAAGGAACUCAUUGCAUCACUCUAUUCUUCAUAUAAAGAUGGACUUUGCCGACUCCUGCCAAGUCUAGUUCUUGACAGAACAGCAACAUGUGUUCGAAUUUCACCAUUUGCCGAAUCUCUUUUGUGGCGUGUUCAGAGAUUAUUCUUCCUCGAUGGAGAGCAGGACUUGUCUGCUUUCCUUCUAGCUGACUUGCAAAUACUUAAGUAUCCAGAGUACAAAUGUACGAUUACCCAACCAAUAUUCUCUGCCAGAAGUGACUUGCUUGCUUAUGAAGAGGCAAUUGAAGUUGCGCAAAUUAUGGACCAAUCCCUGGAUGAAGGCAACUCAAAAAUGGUGCUACAGUGUAUAGAGAGAGCCAAAUCUCAAUUGUCAAGCUAUGUUGAACUGAAAAAACAAUCAGUGCCUUUGGAGUCAGAGGCUCCGUUUCUUCAGUGCUUUUCAGCAGCUUGGGUUAAUUCUAAAGUAGUCUUACUUGGUGUUUCCUUCCAUGAACAGGAACGUAGAAUACGGUUAGCUUUUGAACUUGUAGCUGAAAUACACUUUAUUUAUAGAUACCAGGAUGCAAUAAAAUUAUUGAAGCUGUUGCUGAAUACUUUUACUUCUGAUGGAAGAAGAGGGUACUGGACGUUAAGAUUGUCAGUUGAUUUAGAGCACGUUGGCUAUAUUGAAGAUAGUCUCUCUGUUGCAGAAGAUGGAGUAUUAGACCCCUGGGUCCGUGCUGGUUCAAGAAUGGCAUUGCGAAGGCGGGUCAUACGCUUGGGUAAGCCACCAAGGCGUUGGAAAUCCCCUAGUUUUGCUGCUUCUGUCAAAAUGAAGAUUAAAGAGGUUCAUAUACAAGGGAGACCAUUAAAUGGCAAAGUAGGGAUGAAGAGCAGAUUUUAUGGCCAAGAUGAUGAGCAAUGUGGAGUAGAAGAGCUUGCUCUACAAUUCUAUGCAGGAGAAGGGGGUGGUUGGCAGGGUGUUCAUUCAGAAAGUGGCAUAUGGCUAACCAUCUAUGGUCUUCUUAUGUGGGAUAGUAUAUUUUUAGAUAUACCAAAUACCUUCCGCACCAGAUUUCAGAAUGCACCUUUGGACAUGGACAGUGAUUAUUUCUAUGUUGCCAGAAAGAGUAUUAUCGAACCUCACUUGCAGAAGAUCCAUGAUGGUAUGGCUGAGGCUAUCCUCAUAAUGUCGUGGGAGUUACAUUUGGGAACUCUUUGCAGGGGUGUUAAUUGGGAAAGACAUUCUCUUUCUGAGCUUCGUGCUGCUGUUACAUGCAUUGGUGGGCCUUGCCUAGCAAAUCUUUGCCGGCUUUUGGCUCAGGAUUACAGGAGUUGGUCUAGUGGCAUGCCUGAUCUGCUGUUAUGGCGCUUUCAUGGAGACUACAGUGGUGAAGCGAAACUUGUUGAAGUCAAAGGCCCUAAAGAUCGACUCUCUGAACAGCAGCGAGCAUGGUUGCUUACUUUGAUGGAUUGUGGUUUCACUGCCGAGGUUUGCAAAGUAAACCCUCCAGCAGUUACAUGAUAGUUGCUGUAACUGGGUUUUGUGAUCAAACAAAUGGACGCCUUUGCGCUUUGUUGCAAGUUGCAACUUCUGAUUCUGCCAAUUCUAAGCAGAAUAUUUAUAUUUGAUCCUGGGCAACACUUCACGUCAUAUCAUACCUGUAUUAUUAAUCCACAUUCUUGACGAUGUUACAUUGCCAUUUUUUACCCAAUCAGUAAAACUUUUUGGCAUGGUAAGGAAUUUUGUAAAUAUAUUGUAGAAAUUAGCUCAGUUGCAAUUUUGCACACAUGUUAUAUAUGCUUGAUGGUACCACCUAUUAGUGCUUGUAUUAGGUGUGAUUUACCCGAAAAAUUGUAAUAUUAGAUGUUUCACCAGUGACUUGAGUUAUCUCAGGAGUCCACUCAUGGUACACCCGGGUGUACCAUGCUCAUGGUACACCCAGGUAUUUUCGUAAUUAAUUGGAACUCUAAGGACACGCUGGUAAUUUCAAGUACUCUCUCUCCUCAACCUCCUCCUCUUCCGCGUGCUUCACUGCCAUUUUUUCCAGCUUUGUUGCUGUUCAUUUCCGUUAAUAAGGAGUCGUCUUCUUCUGGCGAAAACGAUGGCGGUUUCUUUCUCGCUCUUCUUUCUCGUCGGAAUCACGAAAUCAAAACUUCCACAUCUGAAAUUUCGAAACAAAACUUCAAUUUCCAGAUCUGAAGUUUGCGAAAGAUCAAUAAAAAGGCCGAUACGCUCGCCGGAGAGGUUUCCAGAUCUGUCUUUCAUGGCUGCCGGAGUGAUAUGCACUUUUGCAAUCAACCAAUGGAGAAAAUUUGAGAGCAAAAGAGUUGAACAAAAUGGGAAUGAAUUGCUUGAUUCGCUGUCAAUUUCAGUUCAGAAAUAACUCAAAUGAAUUUGUCUUUAAGUUGAUUGUUGUAAUUUUAUUUGUUUUUGUCAAGACUCAAGAGAUUGAUAAUGGAGUUUUGUGUGUAUUAUGAAAUUUUAGGUGUUUCCAAAUGAUUCGAAAUUGUUUCACAAGUUGCAAGUUAUAGGAUUUGAUGAAUAUGAGAUUGUAAUUUUCUCUUUUUCUUCCUAUAUUGAUAAUUUGAUUUGCAUGUUAUUAGAA
Messenger RNA from Beta vulgaris subsp. vulgaris (sugar beet), 4197 nucleotides. RefSeq names its product fanconi-associated nuclease 1 homolog. The transcript has 15 exons. Gene Ontology annotation, biological process: interstrand cross-link repair. Gene Ontology annotation, cellular component: nucleus. NCBI's taxonomy places the organism in Eukaryota, Viridiplantae, Streptophyta, Magnoliopsida, Caryophyllales, Amaranthaceae. The coding region runs from base 150 to 3113 and encodes 987 amino acids. The record is from RefSeq and is a predicted model, not a curated record. Gene Ontology annotation, molecular function: flap-structured DNA binding; zinc ion binding; 5'-flap endonuclease activity.